GACUUUUAUUUUGAAAAUUAAGUUUGUUCUCGUUUCUCUCAUUACUUUGCUCGAGACAGAAUGGCGGCUCUUUUGGAAUCGUUGCUCCGGAGAGACGUGGAGUUGUGCAGAGCUUUGAACUGGCUGCAAGGACAAAGUGACUGUAGCAGAGACCAAGAUCUGCUUUUAACAGUCAGGAAGCAGGAGUUUGUUCCAUUCCUCCUGAAUUUCCUGAGGGAUCAGAGCAGUAACUCUCUGACUCAUGGCCCCAGCACUCCAGCCAAGACAACCAGCAGCACCAGGUCCCUCAGAGCCCAUGGAUCAUCUAGCGAGCGGAGAGCGUCAAACAGAGCAUCAGCAAGCCAAGGUACCCGCAGUGCCAGCCGAGUCCAGCUCUUCUCGCCUGCUCCCUCCACAUCGCACCCGGACCAUCCGAACGAGCAGGACAGUCCACUGACGGCCUCUCAGAGUCUUACAGGAAUAAGUGCUUUCAGCAGCCCAUCGUUUAGCUCAGGAUGGAGUUCAGCCCCAAGACACAUGACCUCUGAACGUCGAUCUGCUCAGCGCCACUGUCUUGCUGACUUUAUGACAUCACCUCCAGACACUCAGGCCAGUCCUACAUUUCAGCCACACCGAGGGCGCAGGAGAAGUAGCGGGUUUGGAGCGUCUUCGUCAAACCGUCAGACUGCAGCGCGCAGUGGGAAUUCUGUGGAGGCUGGCAGCUGUGAUGUUACAGCAAGGAAGGAAAGAGGUGGAGGGAGGACUAAUGACCCAGUGUCACCACCUACACAAGUAGAGCUUAACUUUAACAAUUUGGAGGACUUUCCCCCAGUGAGUGUGUCUCAUGCCACCCCCAUAGCAACAAGACCUUCACGGCGCAUCAACCCAACACCAGUAAGUGCGGAGCGACCAAACUCUAAACCUAAGAGCUGCUUUACCUCCACACCCCUCAGCAAGCCAUGCAGUCCUCCUUCCAUUCCAGAGGCCACAGGAACUGGGCAGAGUACAGGGAGCUCACUUUGUCUGCAAGAAGAGAGGGAGCUACUAAAGAAAGAAAGGUCUAAAAUUGCACAGCAGAGCAGCAGCCCACUGAAGCCCAGUGCAAAUGUUUGCACUCCCACUAAAUCAAUAUCAAGGUCAGGCUCAAAGGUGACUCCGGAUGUCCAGACACCUUGCCCUGACCCCGCUAAAGUGACUCAUACACCAGAGCUUGAUAUUCUAGCUGAGCUGUACUGCACGUGCAUUUCAGAGAACUUGGUGCCAUGUGUGUUCCUGGAGCUGUUCUUUGUGCUGCAGCUGCUGACUUCAUGGAGUUUGUCAGCCUCUGAACCUACAGAAAUGUCUGCCAGUGUGUGUGAAAGAAAGACAGAUUUCCUCGAGAGAACUUAUCUGGGAAAUGUCCACAGCUGUGUGUAUUUUGCCGUGCGAGUUAUGGAGAAACAGUUUACUUUGCUUUCACACCUGGACCGCUGCACUCUGCGUCUUCUGGCAGAGAACGAAAGAGUUGCCACUUUCUCUCCAGCCUUACGUGAUCGUCUGGCACAAGCUCAAGAUAUCUGCACAGCUAAGGUAAUUCCCAGCCACACCACCUUUAUUCAUACGGUACCUUUCCAGCCAGCCACCGACAACCGCAAUAACUUCAGCAGUGACAAGGCCUUCCACAUCUUUAAGAAACAAAGAGAUAUAUUUUAUGAGCUGCUAAGAGAAUGGGCAGAUUAUCAUAAGGAGCCAGGAUGGGAGUUUCAGGCAGCUUUAGGCCACCGGGUCAGGGGAAUAGUCAGUCAAUUGAGCGCAGCAGGAAACCACUGCCACUUUGCCAGACUUUUCCAGAAGCAGCUGGUUCAGAUGUGUAAGGGCCAUAUGGAGCUCAGCUCUCCUGGUGAUGCUCCGGAUGCAGAUCUGCUGGGCAUGGUGGGGGCAGACAGCCUGGGGAGGCUGAAGCGACUGCAAGAGCGUCUGAUCCAGCCGCAGGCUCUAAGUGGCCCUUGCCCUCCACCCUCUUUCCCUGGACACCAGGAGUUCUUCAGAGAUUUCCUACAGGCAGCUAGCUGCUGCCAGUUAAACCAACACCUGAAGGAUGGUUUGUGUCAGCAGCUGCUCCAGUUGAAUGAGGUGUCUAUUCUAGGCCCUGACAGCUCGUCAACCACAGGAGAGGUGGAGGGAGAUGGAGACAUGGAACAGCAGGAUGAGAAGCAACGAUUCUCUUCAGUACUCCUUGUGGCUCGACUUCUUGCCAAGUUCCUGGGGUUAAUUUCCUUUAUGCCCUACCAGACCUCUGAGGCACCGUCCAAAGAGAUCCGGGAGGCUGCCGUUGCUCUACGCAGUAAGAGUGCCCCGGUGCUGGAUGUGUCUGCAUUGUUGAUGAGUUGUGUGCGUAGGAAGCGCACUGUGCUUACUGUUCCCUGGCUGGUUGAGUUCCUCUCCAUGCUGGACUACACCGGCCCAUUUCUACCCUGCUACAGGUCUGCUCUGGGAUUCCUGCUUCAAAUCUACAGGAGGAUGAGGUUGGGUAACGAUGGAGAGCAGUGUUACUUGAACCAGAUGUUGUUGGUGGCAGUGCUGGGUUGGCUUUUCCAGAUCCCAGUCUUUCCAGAGGAUCUCUUGUUUAGCAUCAGUGUGCAGGAACUAGAGGACCUGGGGAAUCACACUAGCAGUCAAGGGUUGGACAAUCUGCCUUUAGUGGAUCAACAGCUUCUCUAUACCUGCUGCCCAUAUUUAGGGGAAUUUCGCAAGCUGUUGGCAGCCUUCGUGUCAGGAAGUGCUUCCAAGACUGGAGGCCUGAUCCGCAAGAUCACGCCUACAUCUGCUGAACCCAGAGGUCCUUCCACCACCAUCACUCAGCAGAAACUACAGCUGGAUCUGGAGCAGGCCUUUUUCCAUAAUCAGCCUCCUUCACUUAAACGUACUGUGGAGUUUGUGGCUGAACGUGUUGGAUCUAACUGUGUCAAACACAUCAAGGCCACACUGGUGACUCAGCUGGUGCAGGGUGGAGAGAAGUCUCUCAGGGAUGGUUUGGGUUCAGAUAGCGUUAAUGCAGCCAAGCUGAAUGACUCGAUCUGUGCUAUGCUUUGUGAUGCAGCCAUGCAGGCCCUGGAGAGAGCCACAAGGUUUUGCAGUGAGAAUGCACCAAGAGCUGUAAGGGUUCUUUUGCCUGAUGAGACGUCUCAAGCUGUUCUGACAACAUCUGAGCACAUCACCACACGACUGGCAACUGAGAAAGCCUGCAGCUGGCUCUCGUCAAAUAUCACAACUCUUAUAAAGAGGGAGUGGAAAAGUACUUUCGAGCGUGUGAUGAAGAAUGUGCCUUGUCCUACAAGCACCGCGUCUGUGGACGGAGGAGGAUCUGGCAAGAGUGUGCAGACACAGAAGAGCGCCUCAGGGCCGGAUGCUGGGUCCUCAUGCCCACAAGAUUGCUCUCACAAAGGUCCACUAGCAUCUGAUGUUAUUAUUGAGUUAAAGGAGGUGCUGAGCAUUGCAGUAGGGCCCAGAUCUGAAGAGGAAGUUCUUACAGUGCAGCAGAUUAGCUCUCUGCUAGACAAAGUGGGACAGACACUAACAUGUAGAAAGUUCAUGUCUGCAGUUGCUGAGCAGAUGCUAUUGCGUUGUACUGUCUUGUUGGCCUGCAAGCUAGUGUCUGGAGAGUUACCCCUGGUGUCCCCAGCUGGGGGUAACGGGAAGGAUGCUGCUGAUGUUGGAUCUUUAUUGAACGAGUUGGUUGUUCUGUGGACUCGUAUUCCCUCUACCCAUGUAACUUUGCACCUUCUCUUUACUGAGCCUACGCUUACUGCCAUCAUCAAUGCGAAUGACCUGCAGAGGUAUACCUACCUGCUCUUUGUUCAAACGCUUAUGGAGAAAGGCCUUCUGACUAAGGAAGAAAUGGGCUCUCACUGGGCAAAACUAUCCGAGUUCUCUUUUCCAGUGGAAUCCAUCGCCAGUUUUCAGAAGCUGUGUCUGUCCUCCCCUUUACCAGUGCCUUUAGUGAAAUCUAAUGACUUACUACAGAUCUCCCAGUGACCAAAAGAGGGAGACAGCUGCAGUACAUGGCAAAAAUUUAUACAGGAAAACAACGGAGAUGACGUCAUGUGUUUGAUUUUAAAACGAUUACACACAUAUUUUACUCAGUUUACUAUAUAUUUAAUUCUCCUCAGCAUUUACCUUUUUUGGCAAUAUUCUGGUGCAAAGCAAAUUUAGUUUGAACCUCCUCACUGACGUUAAGCCUCAAAUUCUCCAGUUUGCAUCUUGUACAUGACUUCGAGCCAGAUACAGUACUGAAUUCUGAUUGGCUGGAUGAAAGAGUAUAGUAUUUGAACUUCAAAAUAGUAAUUGUACCUCAAUUACUACUUUUUCCCUUUUAGUAUCUGUGUUUUUUAUGAUUAAGUUUAAAUAAUCCUUCCAAAUGUUAACGGGAGAGUCGCUUAGAUAUUUGAGACUGAAGUACACUAUAUGGGCAAAAGUUUGUGCACCUCAUCACACUUUUGAAAUUUCCAUUCCAGAACUAAUGCGCAUAUUUGUGGUUUUCCACCAGAUUUAUAUGUAGAUAUUGAGAUUUGCCCGUCAUCUUCAAGAGCAUUAGUACAGGUAAUGUCAGUUGAGGAGGUCCUCAUUUCUGUGUGUGAGGUCGGAGCUCUGUUCCCAUACGGGUGUGAAUUGCAAACGGGUGUGAUUGUCAGGUAUCCACUUUUUACCAUAUAGUGUAUAUAACUUAUCUACAGAUAUUAUGAUUAUGAAUGCACAUAUCUAAAAUAUACAUAAGUUCAGCUCAGUGGUGCAGUUGACAUGUUUUGUGUAAUGCACCUACCUGUGAAAAUAAUAUAGCUAGGCUUAAAAGGAUGUGCACAAGUGUACAGAAAAUUGCAUUGAUAGACACUUAAUCAUGUUUAAACUUUAUUUUGUGCAUCUGGUUGUGAGAUCUUAUCCCUACUCUAAAUGUAUUUCUUUUUAUGCAUAAAUGUUUGUUGCUUGGAAUGCUUUGGAAUACAUUUUAAUGAACACAUGGUUCAUGUUGGACUUAAUGUCAACAGUU
Molecule: messenger RNA, 5002 nt
Organism: Tachysurus vachellii
Lineage: Eukaryota; Metazoa; Chordata; Actinopteri; Siluriformes; Bagridae
Gene: cdan1
Product: codanin 1
Exons: 28
Coding region: 61-3993 (1310 amino acids)
Biological process (GO): chromatin organization
Cellular component (GO): nucleus
Source: RefSeq, a predicted model, not a curated record